ACUGGACAAUUCAUCAGUCGUUCGGAAUCCUCUUAACGAGAACAAAGUGUUAUACUGACGUAUUUUGAAAAUGCUUAUUUUAAAAUUACUUAUACGCGAACUGAAAGGUCAUUUCUCCAUAGCAGGACAUGAUCCCCGAAUGACCGAUCUAACCUUGGUCAAUAGUUAUUUGAAUGUCAUACUGCUCUUGGUGUCCUAUGUGAUUUUUGUGAAAAAAAUUGGUCCCAAUUAUAUGGCCAAACAAAAGGCAUACAAACUUAAAUCUCUAAUGAGACUUUAUAAUAUUGGACAAGUUAUGCUGAAUAUUUAUAUCUUCAUUGGGUUCAUGCGGCACUACAUUCAACAUCCUCUCUACAAUUGGUUAUGCAUGAGCAUACCUAAGACAGACGUUUCCACACCCACCAUGAGACUAUUACACAUAACAUACAUGUGCUACAUGAGCAAAGUCUUGGAUCUGUCAGACACUGUGAUAUUUGUAUUGCGUAAGAAAAAUCGUCAGGUAUCAUUUCUACAUGUAUACCAUCAUGUCACAAUGGUAUGGGCCAGUUUUUUAUAUCACAAUAAAUUCUUUGGUUCAACAUUUACCGCAAUUGGAGCUGUGAACUCAUUCGUGCACAUUCUUAUGUAUACCUAUUAUCUGCUCUCAGCCAUGGAUAUUAAAAUAAAUUUGGAUGCAUGGAAACCUCGACUCACAGAAAUACAAAUUAUACAAUUUUGUUAUUACUGCCUGAAGUUUGCAGCUACACUCCUGAACAAUACCUGUGGCAUGUCCGUUUUUUGGUUAUCAUUAUUGUUGUUGCAAAAUAUGUUUAUCACUUUGAUGUUUUGUUUCUUCUAUUAUAAAACGUAUAUUGUCAAAGAGAGGGCGAAUAAAAUUAGAUAAGUUAUUCUUAAUUAAAUCAAAAAUGAAAUUUUUA
This is a messenger RNA of Stomoxys calcitrans (stable fly), 917 nucleotides long. RefSeq names its product elongation of very long chain fatty acids protein 1-like. Gene Ontology annotation, biological process: fatty acid elongation, polyunsaturated fatty acid; fatty acid elongation, monounsaturated fatty acid; fatty acid elongation, saturated fatty acid. Bases 71 to 883 code for a protein of 270 amino acids. Lineage: Eukaryota; Metazoa; Arthropoda; Insecta; Diptera; Muscidae. Gene Ontology annotation, cellular component: endoplasmic reticulum membrane. Gene Ontology annotation, molecular function: fatty acid elongase activity. The transcript has 5 exons. The record is from RefSeq and is a predicted model, not a curated record.